AUGAACUGUUUCUUUGAUUUGAUCCAAGGGUUCGAAAUGGGGAAGCAUAUGAAAAGCGAGAGUUCGAGUCCAAGACAUGGAUAUAACCACAAAUCAGGCUGGUUAGCUGGAAUGCUUCAUAAACUUGAUUUUCACCGUUGGAGAACUAAGAACCGUCCAAUCUGUUGGAAGACUCCACGAACCCAUUCCCUUGUGUAUGAAACUGAUGAACAACAACCUUUUCUUGAUUCUAAGAAUAAAAGUUCAAAGAUUGUUAGUGCAGAAAAGCCAACGAGACAACUGAGGAAGAUGAUGACAACAAAGCAAGUCACUGAUUAUGUUGAUUUUCUUGAAAUCCUGAGGAAAGAAGAUGUUUCUGUCAAGAUACUGAAAGAUCCAAACUCUGAGUAUGGGAAGCAAGUUCAUUUCAAGUCUAGUCCAAGAGUCUUGCCCAAGUCAGGCUCCUUUCCUCUCUCUCGCUCUUCACGUCCCGCUAGGAUUGAGCACAAGCAGAAGGAGAAUUGGUAUGCUCCAAAACGGAAGGCUGCUGUGUUAACUUUAUCUGUUCCAAGUGACACUUAUCAAGAACAUAAACCAAUCUCACCUUCUCGUGGCUCAGCUGAUGAUCAUGGAUUCAAUCAUGUGCUGAUAAGUGGAUUUAGAGAAAUCAAGAAGAUGCUCAAGAACGCUCUUCGAGACCGAAAACAAACCAAGAAUAAUAAGAAGUACUCAUCAGUCUCAAAAAAUGAUUCCGUGGGGAGAUAUCAUCUCUUGGAACAGAGUUUUGGAAGAAAAAGUGGUGACUUGCGUUCCAAGAGCUUAAAACUUUCAUACGAAGAGAAGAAUAGUGAACUGAGAGAUGAUAAUAAACCACAAUUCUUCAGAAGGAUUUCUUCAUUGUCCAGCCUUGAAGUUCUUGGUUCAUUUCUGACCGAACCUCCCCGAGGAAGUUCUACCAGGAAAUCUGUAGACCUAGACACUAACUUGGUCUCCAAGAAAUCUGUAGACCUAGAUACUAACUUGGGCUCCAGGAAAUAUUUAUUGUUAUCAGAAUCUUCGGCAAUAACAGAGAAGAAAGAAGAAAAUCAAAUAGACUCUAGUCUAAAUCAACAAGAUCCAGAUUCAGUUCCAAGUUCUUUGGAUAAUAUUGCACUAAAAACAGAGACUUUACUCUUACAAGGUUUAGGUCUAAGUUCCCUCGAGAGUUACAACCAUAAAGAUGAAGAUGAUGAAGACACAUACUACUGUUACGUAAAGAAGGUUCUAAAACUUUCAGGUUUCCUUGAAAACGUUUACAAUGGAGAAAAAUGGCACUCAGAGGAACAACCACUGAAUCCGUCACUGCUCUACGAAGUCGACAUACAAGAAACAGAAGAAGUGAGCAAAGAGAUUCUCUUUGAUUUAGUUAACGAAGCAAUCACUGAGACUCACAACCAAUCAUACAUCUACUUCCCUAAGACAUUCUCUUUUGCAUAUCCAAAUGAGAAACGUUUUCUUGAUGAGGUCUGGGGAAGAGUCGAGUGGAGCCUUUCAGGGAUAGGAGCUGAGAAUCGAGAUCGCUCGUUGGAUGAUAUCGUGGAAAGAGAUCUUACCAAAGGUGAUGGAUGGAUGAAUCUUAGAGGUGAAACUGAAUGGUUGACUCUUGAGCUAGAAGAUAUGAUUUUUGAUGAAGUUCUAGAUGAAAUGAUUUGUGAUUAUUAGUAGUGUACAUAUGUUGUAAUGUCAUUUAGUAGUGUCUACAUACAUGUAUAUAUAUGGUUGAGUGAUAUAAAUUCAAGAUUUCAUACAGUUUGUGAUAUGUUAUGGGAUGUGCAACUGACUUUGAGAUGAUUAUAGUAAUGGUU
Eruca vesicaria subsp. sativa (arugula) is the source of this 1823-nucleotide messenger RNA. Lineage: Eukaryota; Viridiplantae; Streptophyta; Magnoliopsida; Brassicales; Brassicaceae. The record is from the annotation of a GenBank genome assembly.